UAGUUUUCCCCGCCUACUCAGACAGCUCACCUAGUCUAUCAGCUCCCACUCUGUAAUGUUAACCAGCUAGCUAGUAGCAGAAACUCACUGUGGCUAGCGAAGUAAAUGAAAAAAUAGACAUCUUGUACUGUAGCUAGUUAGCUAGCUCCGGCCUUGGCUGUAAUACCGGCUAAGGCAUAAUAAGAAAAGUAACGAAUAAUUGUUUAUAACUAACGAUAAAAUGGCGGAAAAGCCAGAGGCUGGAGACAGCGAAGACGAGGUUGAAGAUGUGUACGAAGUGGAGAGGAUUAUUGACAUGCGAACGGAGGAGGGGGAGGUACUGUACCGCGUUCGCUGGAAGAACUACUCCUCUGACGAUGACACGUGGGAGCCUGAGGCCCACCUGGAGGAUUGCAGGGAGGUGCUCCUGGGCUACAAGAGGGCUCUGGCAGAGGCUAAGGUCACGAAAGACCAAGAUGCUAAGAAAUGCAUGAAGUUGCCCAUGAAGAGUGAUGUGUUCGAUGCUGACUCUGACAGCGACAGUGAUAUUGACAAGCCCACAGACCUGCAUGUUAAGAAGAAGAAAAAGAAGAAGCCCAGAGAAGAGGAGGAGGAGGAGGCACCUCCCCUGAAGGAGAAGAGGAAAAAGAAGAAAGACAAGCGCAAGGAGGACUUCAGGCCUCGUCCGGCACCGGAGUCUGAUGAAGAGGAGCUUUCCCCUCCCCCAACCCCUGGCCGCGGAACCAAGAUGUCCGACUCCAAAAAGAGAUUUGUUGACUCCGAUGAAGAGGAAGAAGCCCCUGUGCCCUCCAAGAAGCACAGGAAGGACAAGGCCAAGGAUGGAGGAAAGCACGGAAAAAAAGAGAAUGGGGAGGAAGGGAAGAAGAAAAAGAAGAAAAAGAAGGAUCGAAGGGGUGAUCUGGAGUCCACUGAAGAUGAGGCCACCGCCCCCCUGGAAGAGGAGCUUAGCGAGGGGCCAUCUGAGUCCCAGACGGAUGAUACCACCACAACGGAAAAGUCUCGCGCUGAUGACAAGCCCAAGAAUAAGAAGAGUAAGUCAGAACUGAAGCUGCAGGGCAUCAAGGACUUACUUCAGGACAAGAAAGGCAAGAAACUGGAAACUUCGUCGCCAAUGCUCUCCGCAAGCGGCCUCGCAAAACUGAAGAGCCUCACUUCCUCCAAGAGCCAGGGCCGGGAUGAGCCCACACCAACCUCUGACUCCAGCGACACUCCUGCCCCGGCCCAAGUCCACAAGAAGGCCAAGGGCAAGAGCCACGAGGCCACUCCUGCACCGCCUAAAAUUCCCUCUUCCUCAUCCUCGUCUUCCUCUUCCUCCUCUGGUGCAGGGGCAAGCACUAGCAAGACUGUGGAGGAGUCUAAAGUUGUAGUGGCUGGGGAUAAGGAGCCGACCGCCUCCACUAACCUGUUUGAGAAGUUCCUGCUGAACUGCGAGGCCAAGGACCGUGUUCCCCGCAAACAGAUGGUCCACCAGCCCACCCCCACGGAGAACACUAAACCACCAAAGCUCAUAGGGAAAAUUGAGAAAAGGACCAAGCCGACAAAGGAGUCACCUGCUCGGAAGCCAGAGCCAGAUAAGUCCAAACAUACAGACGCAUUUCGGCCCAGUCAGAGCCCCAGUGCUAUGGAGACUGGUGACAGGGCAGAGGCAGAGGAGGAACCCGCCCAGAAGUCAAAGUUCGGCGGAGAGGACCGGAGGGAGGAGGCACAACGUUGGGAGAGGAGGACCCAAGAGGAUGACAGGAGGAGGAGGAGGAGGGAGGACAGCGAGCCACGCCUCUUCAUCGCCUGUGAUGACAAUCAAGACCCCUUGGAGAGCGCUGACAAGUCUGGUACGCAGUUUGACAAAGGUCAAGCCUCUCUUAACCUUGGAAUGGACCUCAACUUGGACUGGAUGACACUGGAGGACUUUCAGAAACAUUUGAACGGGGAGGAUGAGAUUCUUUCUGCUCCACCUCUAUCUCCCAGUGAGCUGCGGGAUGCAGUGAAAAGUGGGGAUUACAUGUCUGUGAAACUUGCACUCAAUUCCAAAGAGGACUACAAUCUGGACCAGGAGGCAUACACUGUUGAACAGAAGAGUUUAAGUGGCAAAGAGAAGAGUUUAAAUGAAGAGGAUAUUUUAAAUGAGGAAAAGAAGACUUUAUGUGAUGAAGAGAAGAGAUUAAGUGAUGAAGAGAAGCCUUUAUGUGCAGCAGGGAAUCCUCGCAGCCUGGGGAAUCUUCACCGCAGCCUGGGGAAUCUUCACCGCAAAAGGAAUCCUCACCGCGAAAGGAAUUCUCUUUGCAAAGAUGAGAUUCCUCUAUGCGAAGAGAAUCAUUUACACAAGGAAGAGAAACAUUCUCUACACAAUAAAAAGACUUCAUGUGUUGAAGAUAAUACGUCAUGGGAUGUGGAGAAGACUUUAUGUGACAUAAAGAAGGGUGCUGAGGAAAGCAGUUUGAGUGGUGAUGAGAUUCACGAAAACAGUUCUGGUGAUGAGGUAGAACGACAAAGACUUGAUUCAAACGUUCCAAGUGGGUCAGAUCCUCUUCCAUCUAAUGCAGAAAGCUCAUGCGAGGAUGAAUAUGAGCAGUACCCUCCAAAAACGGCACAAGCUAAAAAGACUUGCCGCAAAAUAUUUGCGCCACGGAAAGGUACACGGUCAAGCUUACGUUCCAGCACAAAAAUGACAGUCAGCGCAUGUAGUACGAUAGAAGAUGAUGAUAAGGGGAAAUUGGACAAAAAGUACUUCUGCCUGUAUUGCAAUGAACCACACCACAAAAUUGCAAGACAUUUAGAAAGGAUGCACGCAGAAGAAGCAGCUGUUGCUCAUGCUAUCAGCUUCCCAGAACUCUCCAAAAUCAGGUCUCUCUUGCUUGACCAACUCCGUAACAAAGGCAACGAUCAACACAACUUAGAAAUUCUUCAAUGUGGAGAUGAAGUUGUGACAAAGGAAAUACCCUCUUACAGUGGUGCUUCUGUGCGUGACUACCUACCCUGCCAACACUGUGUAGCUUUUUUUAACAAAAUUGAUUUAUGGAAGCAUGAGAGCUCAUGUAAUGCCAGAAAAGGACAAGAUGAAACGAGGGGAGGAAAAAGAGUGAGGAUCCAGGCUGCGUCCUCUCAACUUGUUCCAUUGCCUGUCUAUUCUACUGGAGGAUGUGAAGAAAUAAUACACAAUAUGAAUCAAGAUGACAUCUCAUGCCACAUCAAAAAUGAUCCCCUGAUAUGUAAAUAUGGCAAUGCACUAUCUGCAAAGCAUGGUCAUGCCAAGUCACAGUUUACUUACAUUGGUUCAAAAAUGAGGGAAUUGGCUAGAUUUGUACUUAAUGUAAAUGAGAUGGACUGUGAUGUGCAAUACUUGCAUGAAGUAUGUGUACCAUCCAAAUUCAAAUUGGCCGUUCAUGCUGCCAGGAAAAUGAGUGGUCAUGACCCUGCCUCCGACAGGUACAAGACCCCAUCUCUUGCUUUAAAGAUAGGCUAUUCCUUGAAAAGAGCUACUGAAAUAGCUUUUGGGGAGAGUCGUAUGACAGAGGACCGUGAGGCAGAGGAACAAGCCAAAAGGUUCAUUGAACUACUUGAAAACGAUUGGAAUAACUGUUUUUCUGGUCUAUCCCUCAGCGCUGUCCCUCAGUGUGAUGAAGUUGAUGUGUCUUCACUAACUGAGGAUUUGAUCAAACUUCAGAAGUUUCUCAAGGUUGCAGAGGACACAGCGAAGAAAGAAUUGCUGGAGAACCCCACCAACACUGUCUGGAAAAAGCUCAAUGAAAUUCUUCUUGCAGAAAUAGCUCUCUUCAACAGAAAAAGGACAGGGGAGGUUGCGAAAAUGCUGUUGGAAACGUACACAAACAGAAAGAAAGCUCCAGCUAGUGCAGACAUUUUCAAUAACCUCUCAAGGCUGGAGCAGGAGCUUGGUGAUGACAAAUUAACCAGGUUGGAAAUAGAAGGCAAAAAUGGUAGGAAAAUGCCAGUCCUACUAACGGAGAGGAUGAUCUCAUCUCUUGAGAUCCUUAUUGCAAACAGAGACAAAGUUGGUGUGUCAAAGGACAACCCUUAUGUCUUUGCACGUAGCCUGGAUGCAGCAAGCUACAUCAGAGGGUUUGACUGUCUGAGGAAGUGUGCACAUGAGUGUGAUGCAAAGAAUCCUGAAAGUCUGAUCCAUGCGACAGUGAGGAAAGAGGUUGCUAUCCAUUGCCAAAUACUAAACUUGAAUGAAAGUGAAUUGGAUCAGGUGGCAAAGUUAUUGGGACAUGACACCCAGGUCCAUAAAGAGUACUACAGGCUCUCUGAAAACGCAGCACAUCUAGCACAAAUCAGCAAAUUGCUGCUUGCAAUGGAUCAGGUUCCAGUGGUAAUUCCAGGGCCAUCUGAGGAAAGGGUUGUUUCUCCUACAUAUGGUACAUAUCCAGCGGGGACAGAUAGUGGAAGGACAUAUCCUACCGAGACAUGUCCUACUGGGUCAUCAUAUCCUACAGAGACGUAUUCAGCGAAGUCAUAUACUGUGGAGGCACAGCCUUCAAGGUCAUAUCAUGCUGGGACAUAUCCUGAGAAGUCAUAUCCUUCAGGAUUACAAUCUGCAAUGUCAUAUUCUGCGGGGACAGAUUCUGCAAGGGCAUAUCCUACCGUGACACAUCCUGCAGGGACCUAUCCAGCAGGUUCAUAUGUUGCAGGGACAUAUACUGCAGAGACACAUGAUGCAAGAUCAUAUCCUGCAAGUGCUUAUGCUUCAGGGACGAAUCCUGUCAGGUCAUAUCCUGAAGGGACAUAUCCUGCGGGGACACAUUUUGUGGGUACACAACUUGCUAGGUCAUAUCCUGCCGGAACAUAUCCUGCACAGACACUUCCUGCACAAACACUACCAGCGCAUACAGUUAUUACACCAACACUUCAUGCCCAGACACUUCCAACGCAGACGCUUUCUGUCGGGGCAGUUCCUGAGGGGAAGGUUAAGGUGGGCACAGUGUGGAAACGGAGACCGUGGAGUGAUGCGGCUAAGGCUGCGGUGAAACGUCAGUUGGGACACUUUAUCUCAUUGAUGGAGGUUCCAGGUAAACGGGACUGUGAAGUAUGCCUCCACAAUGAACCAGCUGUACAAGACAGGACAUGGAGAGACAUCAAAAACUAUGUGCACAACACAGUAAAAUCUAUUAAAAGGAAAAAGGGUCUUACAAGAGUGGACCCCACCCAACAGACAAAGAAAGGAGCGGCAAAGAAAGAAAAAGAAACGGAGGCAAAGAGUGCUAAGGAAAGAGUUGGUGGAACAAUGACCGUAUCUGCACAGGAGAGACUAGAGGCAGGUCCUGUUGCAAUACCAAGGAAACAGAAAAUUUGGGGUGAUGAGGCUCAGGCUGCGGUCAGGCGGCAGCUAGGAGACUUCACUAAACUGAUGAAGAUUCCAGGUAAAAAGGAAUGUGACGCAUGUAUUGCAGCUGAACCAGUUCUACAAGGCAGGACAUGGAAAGAUGUAAAAAACUAUGUGCAUAACACAUUAAUGACAAUGUGCAGGAGGCAUAUUUCAGGCAAACAAAACAUGGAUAGUGAAAAACCUAUUCCUGUGACACAGAAACCAGCGUUGCAACAGAGUCCAGUUGUGCAUCAGAAACCAGGGGUGCUGUUGGGACAUCCAGAAGAUCGUCCUGUUUAUCUGUCCUUAUGAUUACCUUGAACUAGUUUGAAAACCUCCCACGGUUGAAGGUAUGCAAGGAUGGAGAAAGGAGAAGAUAGCUUUUGAUUUAAUCUGACCACCCUUGGUCACUCUGAUCUCACUUUGUGACGUAAAGCAAGAAUGAAGUAUCUACUUUAUUCUACGAACGUAUCCGUGGCAACUACAUAGUGAUAUAUUAUGCAUGCAAACUUGUUUCGCAGAUGUUGAAAUUCUCAACUACAAAAUUCCAUUGUCACAAUGCAUUAUGUGGUACCUAAACUCAGUAUUUUGGCAUGGGCUACACAUUUGCAACCUUGGGAGAAGGGAGGCAAGGAAGGAUGGAAUCAUACCUUUUUGUUAAAAAAAAUAUUCCAAUGGCACUUUACAAAGGCUGUCAAACUGAAUCUUCUGGGUCAGCAAUGGCAACAAGGCCUCAUAGACAUACAUUUGGAAUCCAAACGCACCACAUGUUUCGAUUGAACCAUGUUGCAUAAAAAUGGCCACAAUAACUGACUGAAAUACAGUAUAUGCUCCACAUGGAUAGAUAACAUGUACCAAGUACAGUGCAUAAUGUUUAGUUUUUUUAAAACAACUUCGUAGAUUGUUGUGCAAAGCUAUACAGUUAAACUGUUGACUUUGGCUUUUUGAUCACAAUACUGGUAUACUUUACUUUCACCAAAUGAAUCUGGAUCCAGAUGUACAAAAUGUUUUGUGUAUAUGUCUAGGUUAGGUUUUGAGUAAAAACAACUGACCAGAAAACCUGGGAAUUUAGCAGGUUAUUCCUGGUAGAAGUGAGGUGUGAAUGGGUUUCAGGGCUCCAUCUGUGCUAGCUGCACAUUCUACAUUGUCACCCCACUCAAACCUUCCUAUUUUUUGAGUGGCUAAUAUCACGAUAUGGUCAAACAGUAAAGUUCAUUAUCCUCAUUCCUGUAAUAUUAGUGUCUGCCCUCCUGCCCCUGUUUCGCUGGGGCCUGCUGAUGUGAUAAGUGAGCCACUCUCCUCUCUGGUAGAAAAACAUAUGUUCUGGUUGUACAACAAUAAGGAGGUCUCAGCUUUCUGUAGGUAUACUUUUCUAAACUCAAUAUUGAGCUCAGUAGCAACUAUUUUACAAACAAUAUUUUAUAUGGCUUUCAGAUACGGAGUGGGGAGUGAAAUACGCAUUGAAUAUUGUGAGGGCAUAUAGGUCUCAUUGGGUAGCCUACAACUGCAGAGUUUUUUCAGGACUUUACAUUUACUGAUUAAUACAUGGCUACUAGUAGUGGGUAUCAUAUUUAGAGUUAGCAAUCUAAUGUGUUUUGAAUUUCCACUUCCACAGAUGUUGAAUUAGCCCCAAAUGUAUGUUGUAGAUGAAGGAAAAUUCAUCUUUAUUGAAAAAGAAAAACAUUAAAAUAUAACAACAAUAUCCAUAUUGUCAACCCAAAAUUCAUGCCAAUCAUGGGAUUAGGUUGCACAUCAAAAUAUCUUGAAUCAUGCAUUCCUGAUUGGACAUGUUAGAUUAAACAACUUAUUUCUUGAAUAGCAUCUCGGUGUAGUCUAUUACAAAAAAAGAACUAUGACUGACUUUAUAAGAUGAUUACAAACAUUUUAUAUUGCAUGACGCUACAAUUUUUGUGGGUUGAGACUAAAUCUGAAACUGAAAAAGUUGCGCACAGUUCAGAUGCCAAAUGUAUGGCGAGUCGAACUGAAUAGAAAUGAAAAGCAGGCUGUCAUGUUUGAAAGCUUUUCUUGACUUACCAACAGUGCAGACUUUCUUGUUGGUUUUGGGUUGAAUUCAGGCAUAACAGUGACCUUAUGUGUUGAAGAAACCACAAGAUUUAUUGCACUAAAAGGGCAAAGUUCGACGAGGCGCACUGCGUGGUUUCACACGGCACUCUAUCCCUGCUCCUCCAAAGAGAAAGUUACAUAUUGUUUUGUUCGGUGCGGCGAUGGAGCGGUGUUUGAACUAGGGCCUAGUGCCACCAGCGGAAAAUGCUAGUCUGGAGCCAUGGGUUUACGUACGAAAUUUGUGCCCAGCUAAGAGUAUGGCUUGAUGUUUGAGCCACUUGAAAUCCAAUCAUGUCAAGAAGAAUGUUUAGAUGAAGACAGCUCCAUUGUAAAUUGUACUUAUUAUAAAUACAAGGUAUACAUACACUAUUCAUACUCGAUUGCUUUUGAAGCAUGGUUGAGUUUAUUAUCAUGGAUAUUGUACUUAUGUUAUUAACGUUAGCGAACUAGCUAUCUUGUAUUCCUAGCUACCGGUAUGUAUCAGUCGUUUUUUUAUAUUUGUUUUUAUAUAUAUAUAUAUAUUAUUUUUCUCAACAAUUUCGAUCUCAGCAGUGACACGUUCAGAUCCUAUCAAAGGGCCCAUUUAUGGAUGCAUCCUGAUUUUCCACCCUUCUCCCAAAGUGUGCAAGUAAACUCUUUGAAAGAAGUGUGGAAUCCGCACUCAGCGUGAGUGAUAGCUGAUGGGUUUGGCAAGAACGGGUGCACUUUUAUUAGCAAUCCCUUUACAUCGCAAGUUUAUGUGUGAAGGCUAGUUUAUGGUUCCUAAACCAAAGCCUUGUUUAUGGUCACUAGUAACUUUACAGUAAUGGUCACUAAAGUUGGUUGACUUCCCAUCCAAUUUGAGGCAGUUUUUGGUUCUCCUAUCCACUCCUUUGGCCAAAGGUUACUAUUGAUAAGUAACUGAAAUCUGCCUUAACAAUUGGAAACAGAUCCUUUGUUCUGCAUGUGGAAUUGGUUUCAGAGAUUCACACACAUACAACCUAGGCUAUUUCUCUUAUACAUGCCUUUUCUACUAAAUAUGAUGUGAAUUAUUAGGCAUUAGCUGAACAUGUACUUGUUUUAUUGCUUCUUGUCAAACGAUAAACAUUUCAACUUUUUAAAUUAAUGUUGCUAUUAUUCACUACGGUCUUAACCAUAUUGAUUCAGUAGCUGUUUAAGUUCCUCAACACUCAUUUAGGCUGACUAACUUGUAUAGGGUUUGACGGCUGUUGCUUCUCUGUAUUAUUUGAUCCGCUUGCCUACUAGAUAAUGUUACUAUUGCAAGUAAACCUUUCUGUUGCUUCUAAUUGGAUCAAGGAGGAAUAAUGUAAAUAAAUUAGUUCAUAGUUGUCAGUUCAUGUUGUAACUGCAUAAGGUCUGCCACAGUGUUAGGUGUUAACUGAGAACAAUUGUCAGGGGUUUAAACCACACCCCACUAUUUACUGUCUAAAGACAUGGACAUCAUUGCUUAAAUCGUUUUUUUCACCAACAUGUAUUUGUUAUCAAGCUGCCUUUUGUUACCACCUGGUGCUUAUUGUGUUUAUUGUAAGAUACUAUAUUUGCGCCGUUAAUAAAUUGUUACUUGACGUAAACGUU
Salvelinus namaycush (lake trout) is the source of this 8959-nucleotide messenger RNA. RefSeq names its product M-phase phosphoprotein 8-like. Bases 221 to 5632 code for a protein of 1803 amino acids. Gene Ontology annotation, cellular component: nucleus; cytoplasm. The record is from RefSeq and is a predicted model, not a curated record. The transcript has 9 exons. Gene Ontology annotation, molecular function: protein binding. NCBI's taxonomy places the organism in Eukaryota, Metazoa, Chordata, Actinopteri, Salmoniformes, Salmonidae.